UAUAAUAUGAUUGAUUCUGAAAGGACUGAAUCAUCUACAACAGGCACGGCGGUGACUGUUGAUACUCCUAUUGCUGAUCAACAUAAGGAGAAGGACAUAGAUUCAUCAAUACAUACUACUACAACUACAUCUACUACAAAUACAAAUACAAAUACAAAUACAACAUUAGUAGCUAAAUGGAGUGGAAAGGAGUUUAAGGUAUCGAUAGAAAAGACAAAUACUAUAUUGGACUUGAAGAGACAGUUGGAGACAUUGACCAAUGUGUUGACAAAGAGACAAAAGAUAUUGGGCCUGUCAAAGGGUUUGCUGCCUCCCGAUGAGACCGUGAUUGGCAGUCUGAACAUACCACCCAAUCACAGUAUCAUUAUGAUGGGCACACCAGAGGCCCAGAUCAUCCAGGCGCCACCCCCAUCCGACGCCGACAACGUCUUUAACGAUCUGGAGUUUGACUACAUUCCCGACUCGGACGAGUUGUCUCAUCUCGAGGAGAACAAGAGCAAGCUGGUCAAGAUCAGAGAAAAGGCAGAGAUUGCCAUCAUCAACGCACCACGUGCCAACAAGAAGUUGUUGGUACUUGAUCUCGAUCACACAUUACUCGACUUCAAGGAUCAAGAUGUUGCCAACAUGAAGAGGCCAUACCUUGAGGAGUUCCUUACAGCAUCAUAUGAGCAUUAUGAUAUUGCUAUUUGGUCACAGACGAGCUGGAAAUGGAUAGAGAUCAAGUUGACAGAGCUUGGAAUGCUGACCAACCCAAACUUCAAGAUUGGCUUUGUUUUGGAUCAAACAUUGAUGUUUAGCGUAACAACAUAUAGAGCAUUGUCAGGCAAGGAGAGAACAAAGAUCAAACAUCAGGUCAAGGCGUUGGAUAUUAUUUGGAGUCACAAGGUGUUGGGACAGUAUUACACUGCCAAGAACACAUUGCACGUGGAUGAUCUAAGCAAGAACUUUGCCAUGAAUCCCAAGAACGGUGUACAUAUACCAGCCUUUAAGAUAAAGGAACAGAAACAACCAGACAAUGUACUAUAUCAUCUUAGUCACUAUCUAAAGAUUGUGGCCACAGAAUCAGACGUUACCAAAGUAAACCAUAAUGUAAGUGUUGAUCAACAACCAAACGAUCAAACAACCAUCCAUACUAACCAACUAACUGACUGGCUGACUGAUCGAUCAAACAACAGGAAUGGACCAAGCGGACGAAUAAUAAAGAUUGAUUGGUUGACU
Molecule: messenger RNA, 1218 nt
Organism: Acytostelium subglobosum LB1
Lineage: Eukaryota; Evosea; Eumycetozoa; Acytosteliales; Acytosteliaceae
Exons: 4
Cellular component (GO): nucleus
Molecular function (GO): phosphoprotein phosphatase activity; protein binding
Source: RefSeq, a predicted model, not a curated record